Molecule: messenger RNA, 1558 nt
Organism: Chelonus insularis
Lineage: Eukaryota; Metazoa; Arthropoda; Insecta; Hymenoptera; Braconidae
Product: alpha-enolase-like
Exons: 3
Coding region: 1-1380 (459 amino acids)
Biological process (GO): glycolytic process
Cellular component (GO): phosphopyruvate hydratase complex
Molecular function (GO): magnesium ion binding; phosphopyruvate hydratase activity
Source: RefSeq, a predicted model, not a curated record
AUGCCAAUCGAAAAAAUUAAAGCUCGUCAAAUAUUUGAUUCUAGAGGUGAACCUACAUUGGAAGUUGAUCUAAUAACUGACAUUGGCCUUUUGAGAUCUUCAGUACCGUAUAAUCUACCAACAAAUCCAAUUGAAGGCUUUGAUCUUCGAGAUAAUGAUGAUUCAAAAUUCAAUGGACGUACAGUUUUUAAAGCUAUUGAUAAUAUUACCAACAUCAUCGCACCGAAUUUGAUAAAAAGUCGAUUGGAAGUUUGUCAGCAGCAAGAUAUUGACUCGUUUCUGGCAAAAUUGGAUGGGACGGACAAUAAAUCAAAACUUGGUGCAAACGCCAUUUUAGGAGUGUCUAUGGCUUGUUGUAAAGCUGGAGCUAUCAAACGAGGUAUUCCAUUGUACAAAUAUAUCAGUAAUAUGGCAGGAAGCCAACCAGUCAUUCCGGUUCCCAUAUUCAAUGUUAUCAGUGGCGGAAAAUUGGCAGGAAAUCCACUGACAUUUCAAAAAUUUAUGAUUAUGCCUACAGGUGCUAAAUCUUUCAAAGAGGCUAUGCAAAUUGGCACUGAAGUAUACCGAGCUGUAGAAAACCAAAUAGCUGAGAAUGCGGAACUAAAACUUCCGUUAACUGUAGGUGACGAUGGAAGUUUUCAUCCUGAUUUCGAAGAGAAUACAGAAGCAUUAGCUACCGUUGUUGAUGCCAUAAAAGUUACAGGCUAUGAAGAUAAAGUGAAAAUAGCUCUUGACAUAUCAGCAAGUACAUUCUGCAAAGAUGGACAGUAUGAUCUUGAAUAUAAGACAGAAGAAACAGAUCCUGAUGACUAUUUAGAACCUGAAGCUCUACUUGAGCAAUAUCAAGAACUUUUAGGUGAAUUUCCACAAAUAAUAUCUUUAAAAGAUCCAUUUGAUCAAGAAGAUUGGGAUAGCUGGCCCCUGUUAUCAAAUCAAUCAAUUCAGAUUGUAGCGGAUGAUUUGACGGCAAUGAAUAAUGAAAAGGUAGAAGAAGCUAUAGAAAAUGGUGCAGCUAAUUGUUUGGCAAUAAAACUGCCUCAAAUUGGUACAAUAACUGAAGCAAUUGAUUGUUUCAAACUAGCAAAAGCGAGCGGGUGGUCCAGCGUUGUUUGUUCAGGAUAUGGUGAAACUGAAGAUAAUUUUAUUGUUGAUUUUGCGAUCGGAUUGGGAUCAGGACAAUUUGAAGCCGGUGGACUUUGUAGAGGAGAAAGAAUUUCGAAAUACAACCAAAUAUUAAGAAUUGAAGAAGAAUUAGGAAAAGCGGCCAAGUAUGUUGGAGAAAUGUUUAGAAAUCCUUUGGCUUUGACACAAGAAGAGAGUAAUAAUAAUAAUGAUGUUAAUAAAAAGAAAAGCAAAAAAAAGAAGAAAAAAAGUACAUGAAUAUUCAAGAAUUUGUCGAGUGAUUCUUAUAAAACUAGAAAAGUAUUUCAUUAUAUAACGUACCAUCUCCAGUGCAAUAAAAUCCACGGAAUUUAUCAAAAUAAGUAGUUUGGAAGCGCUCAUGAUUAUUAUAAAGUGAUCGCAUCAUUCCAGGCCAAGGCUGCCGGAAGACUAAAUA